Messenger RNA from Nothoprocta perdicaria, 915 nucleotides. RefSeq names its product twist family bHLH transcription factor 1 (gene TWIST1). The record is from RefSeq and is a predicted model, not a curated record. Bases 1 to 915 code for a protein of 304 amino acids. NCBI's taxonomy places the organism in Eukaryota, Metazoa, Chordata, Aves, Tinamiformes, Tinamidae. Gene Ontology annotation, biological process: regulation of transcription by RNA polymerase II; developmental process. Gene Ontology annotation, molecular function: RNA polymerase II transcription regulatory region sequence-specific DNA binding; DNA-binding transcription factor activity, RNA polymerase II-specific; protein dimerization activity. The transcript has a single exon.
AUGACACUGCUGCCCCCAAACUUUCCGCCAGCAGGAGCUAUAAGAACCUCCAAGUCUUCAACUUUCUCCCAAUCCCAGACACCUCGAAGGGGCUCCAAGGAGGGAUCGGGAGGGAUUUUUUUUUUUUUUUUUUUUUUUGGCUGGCUUUUUUUUCCCCUCUUGGAUCUCGAUGCCAUCCCCCCUCCCCCCGAAGUGAGGUCCUCCCUCCCGCCCUCUCUCCUCCUCCUCCUCCUUCUCGCAGGCCAGCGAAGCAGCCGACCAAGGGGGAGCUGGCGGGUUAGGUGCCCCCCUCUUCUCCCUGCCCUCCCCCCCCUCCCGGCCCGCUUCUUGUGUCUCCCCCCAGAGAUGAUGCAGCAGGACGAGUCAAACUCGCCAGUCUCCCCCGCCGACGACAGCCUGAGCAACAGCGAAGAGGAACCGGACCGGCAGCAGCUGCCCCAUAACAAGAGAGGGGGCCGCAAGCGGCGCUCCAGCCGCCGCAGCGCCGGCGGCGCCGUCGGGGCCGCGGACGAGCCCUGCAGCCCGGCCCAAGGCAAGCGGGGCAAGAAGUGCGGGGCGGGCGCGGGCGGCGGGGGCGGCGGCAGCAGCAGCGGCGGCGGCAGCCCCCAGUCCUACGAGGAGCUGCAGACUCAGCGGGUCAUGGCCAACGUGCGGGAGCGGCAGCGCACGCAGUCGCUGAACGAAGCCUUCGCCGCCCUGCGCAAGAUCAUCCCCACUCUGCCCUCGGACAAGCUCAGCAAGAUCCAGACCCUCAAGCUGGCGGCCAGGUACAUCGACUUCCUCUACCAGGUCCUACAGAGUGACGAGCUGGACUCCAAGAUGGCAAGCUGCAGCUAUGUGGCCCACGAGCGGCUCAGUUACGCAUUCUCAGUGUGGAGAAUGGAGGGCGCCUGGUCCAUGUCCGCAUCCCACUAG